AUGCCGUUCAACCUAUUGAAGGCCAAGUCCUUCCCUCUGAUUGUUUGCUUUGUACACGGUUUCGUAAACAUGUCAUCCUGGUAUUUCCUCCCCGUCUAUUUCCAGGCCGUGCGUGGCGUUUCUCCGACCCGUUCUGGCAUUCUCAUCAUGCCCAUUAUCGUGGUUCAGGCUGUAAUUGGCCUUGCAGCGGGUGCCGUCACUUACCGUUUCGGGUGGAUCCGUCCACUGAUCCUGGUCGGGAUGGCGUUGACCUCGCUCGGGUUCGGUCAUUUCAUCAACCUUGACACGUCAAAGUUUCUCGCGUUCACGCUGCUGAUCGAGGUUGUGGCUGCUCUCGAAGUGGGAACUACCUUUCAAGCUCCGCUAAUAGCGUACCAGUCGGUUGUCGGAGCUGCAGAUGUCGCUGUGGCGAUGGCACUGUUUGCUUUCAUACGGAGUCUUUCGACGUCCAUCUCGAUGGUGGUGGGUGGAAUUGUCUUCCAAAAUGGCAUGUCCCUCCAAAGCGAUCACCUGAGCCGCAUUCUAGGACUGCAUGCAGCUUCCGGCGCUAGAAUCCGCUAA
Messenger RNA from Exophiala spinifera, 561 nucleotides. RefSeq lists its product as uncharacterized. Gene Ontology annotation, molecular function: transmembrane transporter activity. The transcript is spliced from 2 exons. Bases 1 to 561 code for a protein of 186 amino acids. NCBI's taxonomy places the organism in Eukaryota, Fungi, Ascomycota, Eurotiomycetes, Chaetothyriales, Herpotrichiellaceae. The record is from RefSeq and is a predicted model, not a curated record. Gene Ontology annotation, biological process: transmembrane transport.